Molecule: messenger RNA, 8035 nt
Organism: Heterocephalus glaber (naked mole-rat)
Lineage: Eukaryota; Metazoa; Chordata; Mammalia; Rodentia; Bathyergidae
Gene: Pard3b
Product: par-3 family cell polarity regulator beta
Biological process (GO): intracellular protein localization; cell adhesion; establishment or maintenance of epithelial cell apical/basal polarity
Cellular component (GO): cell cortex; apical plasma membrane; apical junction complex
Molecular function (GO): phosphatidylinositol binding; protein binding
Source: RefSeq, a predicted model, not a curated record
GCCGCCGGGCCUGGGGCCGCCCCGCGCUGUCUCCUAGCCGGGCCGGGCCGGGCGCCGAGCCGGCGGUCCCACUCCGCGGCCGGGAUGAAGGUGACCGUGUGCUUCGGCGGGACCGGCAUCGUGGUGCCCUGCAAGCAGGGCCAGCUGCGCGUCCGGGAGCUAACCCAGCAGGCGCUGGCGCGGUACCUGAAGGCCCGGGAGAAGGAUCCUGGUUAUUGGGUGAAGAUUCAUCACUUAGAGUAUACAGAUGGAGGAAUCCUGGAUCCAGAUGAUAUCCUGGCAGAUGUUGUUGAAGACAAAGAUAAGCUGAUUGCUGUGUUUGAUGAACAAGAACCACUCCACAAGAUUGAGAGCCCCAGUGGAAACCCGACAGAUCGGCAGAGCCCAGAUGCUUUGGAGACAGAAGUGGCUGCCCAACUGGCUGCAUUUAAACCAAUCGGUGGGGAAAUUGAAGUAACCCCUUCUACUCUGAAAUUAGGCACUCCACUGCUGGUGAGGAGAAGCAGUGAUCCAGCCCCCGGGCCACCUGCUGAUGCCCAGCCUAGAGCUUCACACCUGGAUGGCCAGAGUAUGAGACCUGUUGUUUCAGAUUCCACACAGAACUUGGAAGACAGAGAAGUGAUGAAUGGUGUGCAGACAGAACUUCUAAUGUCUCCACAAAUGAAGGAUGCAUUGAGUGACAUGACAAGAACAGUGGAGAUUUCUGGGGAGGGAAGCCCCUUAGGAAUACACGUAGUGCCCUUCUUUUCAUCUCUGAGUGGAAGGAUCCUAGGACUCUUCAUCCGAGGCAUUGAAGGAAACAGCAGGUGCAAGCGUGAGGGACUCUUUCAGGAAAAUGAAUGCAUUGUAAAAAUCAACAAUGUGGAUCUCGCAGAUAAAACUUUUGCUCAGGCUCAAGAUAUCUUUCGCCAGGCAAUGAAAUCCACAAAUGUGCUCCUUCAUGUGCUUUCACCACAAAACCGUGAGCAGUAUGAAAAAUCAGUCAUUGGACCUCUUAACAUUUUUGGUAACGAUGGCAUUUUGAGAACAAAGGUGCCACCUCCUGUCCAUGGCAAAUUGGGACUUAAGACAGUAAAUCUUACAGGAACAAAUAGUCCUGAAGCAGAGCCAUCAACUUUCCUGCAACAAAGCAAGAGCCCCAGAGUACCAAGACUAGGAAGAAAGCCUUCCUCUCCCUCACUCUCCCCUCUCCUGGGGUUUGGCAACAAGAAAAGUGCAAAGAAAAUUAAAAUUGACCUAAAGAAAGGUCCUGAAGGACUUGGUUUCACUGUGGUUACCAGAGAUUCUUCCAUUCAUGGUCCAGGUCCCAUUUUUGUAAAAAACAUUUUACCAAAAGGAGCAGCAAUAAGAGAUGGCCGCCUACAAUCAGGGGACAGAAUUUUGGAGGUAAAUGGCAGAGAUGUCACUGGAAAGACUCAGGAGGAGCUUGUGGCCAUGCUGAGGAGCACCAAACAGGGAGAGACAGCAUCACUGGUCAUUGCCCGCCAGGAAGGAAGUUUCCUGCCCCGAGAGCUGAAAGGAGAACCUGACUGCUAUGCACUCUCCCUAGAGACAAGUGAGCAACUCACAUUCGAGAUCCCCCUGAAUGACUCUGGCUCUGCUGGCCUUGGGGUGAGCUUGAAAGGGAACAAAGCUCGAGAAACUGGAACAGACUUGGGGAUCUUUAUCAAAUCCGUUAUCCAUGGAGGUGCUGCUUUUAAGGAUGGUCGUCUGCGAAUGAAUGACCAGCUUAUUGCAGUUAAUGGGGAAUCUCUUCUGGGAAAGUCCAACCACGAAGCUAUGGAAACACUUAGACGAUCGAUGUCUAUGGAAGGAAACAUCCGAGGGAUGAUCCAAUUGGUGAUUCUGAGAAGACCAGAGAGACCAACAGAGGAGACUGCUGAGUGUGGGGCAUUUUCCAAGCCAUGCUUUGAGAACUGUCAAAAUGCUCUAACUACCUCCAGCCGAAAUGAGAGUGGUAUAUUGCAGUCCUUUGACAAUUACAGUCCACAAGAUAAACAGAAAGACCUGAUGCUGCCCCAUGACGAGUGGGCCGAGUGUGAACUCCUACCGUCACUCCCACCACAUCCCAGUCUGGAAUUGGGCCUUGAAGAUUACAGCCACAGCUCUGGGGUGGAUUCAGCAGUAUAUUUUCCAGAUGAGCACAUCAACUUCAGAUCUGUGACACCGGCCAGGCAGCCUGAAUCAAUUAACCUGAAAGCCUCAAAGAGCAUGGACCUUGUAGCAGAUGAAAGCAAAUUACAUUCAUUGGCUGGACCCAGACCUGAAUCUCCAGGCAAAGAUUUUGGUCCAACCCUGGGAUUGAAAAAGUCCAGUUCCUUGGAGAGUUUGCAGACUGCUGUGGCUGAAGUCAGAAAGAAUGAACGCCCCUUCCACAGACCCUGGCCACAUGUGAUCCGAGGCCGAGGCUGUAAUGAGAGCUUCAGGGCGGCCAUUGACAAAUCCUACGAUGGACCAGAAGAGCUCGAUGCGGAUGGACUGUCUGAUAAGAGCUCUCACUCAGGCCAAGGGGCUCUGAAUUGUGAAUCUGCCCCUCAGGGGAACUCUGAGCUAGAGGACAUGGAAAACAAAACCAGGAAAGCAAAAAAAACAAAAGAGAAGGAGAAGAAAAAAGAAAAGGGCAAGUUGAAAAUCAAGGAGAAAAAGCAGAAAGAGGAAAAUGAAGACCCAGAAAGAAAAAUAAAGAGGAAAGGAUUUGGUGCCAUGCUAAGAUUUGGAAAGAAGAAAGACGCUAAGAGUUCAAAAGCUGAGCAGAAAAGUGCGCCGCCAAAGCAAGGGAGCCUGAGAGAGGAGGAGCUGGAGAAGAUGAAGGAGGAGCGAGAACGGAUUGGAGCAAAACAUCAAGAGCUAAGAGAAAAGCAGGCAAGAGGUCUUCUCGAUUAUGCUACUGGUACAAUUGGAUCAGUGCAUGAUAUGGAUGAUGAUGAGAUGGACCCCAAUUACGCCAGAGUGAACCACUUUCGGGAACCAUGUGUAUCAGCAAAUGUCUUUAGAUCUCCAUCUCCUCCUCGGACUGGACCAUUUGGUUACCCUAGAGAUGGCCGUCCACUGUCUCCAGAGAGAGACCACUUAGAGGGUCUCUACGCCAAGGUCAACAAGCCAUAUCAUCCACCAACUCCAGUUGACAGUGGUCGCCCUGCGGGAGGAAGCACUGACCGCAUCCAGAAACUACGAAAGGAGUAUUAUCAAGCUCGAAGGGAGGGCUUCCCUUUAUAUGAAGAUGAUGAAGGAAGAACGAGGCCUUCUGAUUAUGAUCUUCACUGGGUGUCUGGAAAGAGUACAGAUGGGAACGCACACAACCUCCGCUUUGAGGGGAUGGAGAGACAGUAUGCAUCUUUACCCAGGGGAGGACCAGCAGACCCUCUGGACUAUCUGACAUCAGCGCCUCGAGGGCUCUACAAGGAAAGGGAGCUUCCAUAUUACCCAGGGGCUCAUCCUGUACACCCUCCCAAAGGGGGCUAUGCCUGCCCCCCGGAUCUGAGGCUGACAGACCUCCGGUAUCCUCAGUACUACUCACCCCCAGCAGUCCCCCACCACAAAGGACCCUUCCGACAUGAUGUUCCACCUUCUCCUCCUCAGCACCAAAGAGUGCUAGCCUACCAAGAAAUGGGCAGAGCAGGGCCCCGAGGGGGCAGCCCCGACCGCCACCCCUACCGAACCCAGGAUCCCCGACAGAAGAACCCCAUGACUGCAGCUGUAUAGCUGAACAUCACCAAGACCACCCUCGCCCAGCAAGGCAGAGGUCUAAAACCACUUUGCACUUCCCACACCUCAAGGCCUUCUGCUUGUUAGGAAUUGUCCAUGGUACAGACUGGCUUUUUCUCACUGAGGUUGCAUGACUUGAUAGCUAAUCAGGAAAAGAAGAAACAGGAGGUAGAUUCAGAAGGAAGAGGAAGAAUGGGAUCAUAAAAUACAGUACUUCCUGAUACUUGAAAGUCCUCCAGAAUUGGUCAAGCCAGGAAAAGUGGCAACUGAACAACAACUAAAGAUGGAGAUAAACCAUGUGGUGGCUAGAUAACCUGUGCUCAUGUGUCCCUGCUGGCCAUAGAGCUGCCAGUGCAGAGCAGUCUCUGCUAGGCAGUAUUGCCAUUCCAGGGCUCAGCUGCAGCCUCCUUGGUGGAGCUGUCAAGACUGCAGAGUGGGCCACUAUGUCACUCUUCCAAGGUAGCCCACCUUUGCACUGCAAAGCAUAUUUCUUUUCCUACUUUACUUAGCCCACACUCACUCUGCAAAGCCUAUCUCUUUUCCCACCUUCAAUAAAACUUUGCUGCCAUCAAAAAUAAAUAAACAGAUUUUAAAACCCUGCAGAAUGACAGAGUAGAGUGCCUGCAGAUCUGGGCAUCUAAGUCAGUUUUGUCACUGAGAAAAAAGCAACAGCAAACACAACUAGUGACUUCCAUGAAAUUUUUUAUACCCAGAGGAAGACUGUAUUUCUUUAUUUAUAGUCUCUCUCAGGUUCCUGAUUCCACUCAUUUGAUGUAAACAUUUCAGUUGUUUCCUUGCUUUUUUGAUACAAAAGUCAGUAAAAAAAUGAAUGCAGUAUUAGUGUGCUGGGAGAAUGUGCAGAGCUACUCAGAGCCCCCAGAAGGAGUGUAUCCCAUGGACCACAGUGAUCUGGUGAAGGUUUUUGACACUCCUGUGGUCCUCACCUUCCUUCCUCCCACAUCCCAGGUGGGAGAGCUUGGAGACAGCAGCUUCCAGGGUCAUCCCCAAAUCUCUUGCCUAUGAUUAUUUUAAUUAAGGCCUAUAUUUUAAGACUCCUACAUGAGAAUUAAAGUGUUCUUGUGAUAGAAAGAAGGCCUACUGGUAAGGUUGCACAGGAGGCACAGCUCUAGGGUUGCCAGUUCUGGACUCAGUGCCGAACAGUGCCCAUCUGCACUUGGGGACAGCGAAGAGCCGACUGUGACCUUUGGAAACUGAUCACCAGCAUGUAGUAAAUGGAAGUGAGUGAUCAUGCGAGUGCAUGUGUGUGUGUACAGAAACAAUGAUUACUAAUAUGAAAAAUAAAAAUAUGUCCUGGAAAGAUCGAUGAGGAAAGGGAAGAAGCAUAAGAUUAAAUAAGUCUCCAUCUGCUAUAUUUCAUUAACAAAACUCAGGGCAAAGAUAAAGUCUCCAACUGAGAAAGGAAGGUCUUACGGCUUGGAAAAACUGAAACCCCAGCUUCUAAAACACUUGAGUAGAACAAAUCCAUCCAAAUUUCUUUUGAGCUUUUCAGUUAUUUUCUAUGGAAACAGAACAUCUAAAACUUACAGGCUGAUCUAAAUGAAAACACAAGCAAAAGACUGAGAAACAACAAGGCCUGGGAGCAGCAGUUUGCAUGGCUCAGCAACUGUGAAAAUACUUCAAGCCUUUUCACAUUCCUACUUCCCCUCUUCAUUCCUUCCCCCAAAAUGCCUACAGUUCAAUUUAGACAUAUUUUGUCUGAGAGUAGGAAUUCUAACUGGCAGGAUUUAAUAAAUUGUAAUACUGAAUACAUAGAGUAUCCAAAAGACCCAGUUUAGUCUUCUUUUUUAAUUUAAAAUAGAGUUUUGUUACCAAGAGUGAUGCAACUGCUGAUUUUAGGUGUAAAUAGUGUUAUUUUCUGGACUUUGAGAGACACCGUUUUCUAAACCACAAUCUCAGUGGUCUUCUGAAAGAGCACUGUGAAGUUGGUUUGGGUUUUUCUGAUCUCUCUUGAGCCAGACGCUUUCAAAUCAUCUGCAGUUUAUUGAGGAUCUUAGGCCCUGCUCACCUGAAGAUGGAAUGCAGUGUGUGUAGGGUUCACCUGCCAACAUUCUGGCUGUUGCCUUUUCCUUAUGCUACAUAAACUUCAAGGAAGAAAACCAUAAGAAGAGGGAAACAUAACCUGCUUUGAAGCAUUAAACAUCAACAUAUCAAAUUUCUGUAGACUAUAUGACAUCUCCACACCACAAAGCUCCUUCUGGAUUAAGGAUAGAUCCCUUGAGGGGUAUCCAGGGGUGAACUCUGAUCUUGCAGAAGUGGCCCCUGCUGGAAGAAUGCCCAUGGUCACCUUCAGUGCUACCUCCUUGGGCACACAAACCCCCUGCAUCCAGGCCCUCCAGAGCAUGGCUUUGUGUUGUAUGCACAGUGAAUGAAAUAACUGCUAAUUCAGAGGGGCAGUCAGUGAGGUAAGGUACUAUUAAAGUGAACAAAAAAUAGAUUAUGAGUUUUCUUUUCUUGUUUGAAGUAUAACGUAUGCUCCAUCUGAUCCUGCCCUGAAGAAACUAAUAUUAUAUUUGUGACAGAGGCUCUAUCAAGCCAAGCAACAAUUAAGACAGCUGAGCUGUAACUUUAUAAAUGCCUGUGUACUAACCCUCUAAUUGUCACCUCCCAGAGGUUACAGAGCACUUUCCCAAUGUUGAGGAGAGCAGGUUGUUCAGAGCAUUUAGAGGUCCAGGCUAUAACCAAUAGAUGCCUAUGAGCAGGAAAUAGUUCCCAGUGUAUGUAUGGCCUGGGAAAACUCCAGAGUCUCCUUGCAGCUUGGAUCUAUAGCAGCCCCCCGGAAUAGAGUGGUGAAUCCAUCACAUGGUUCUGCCCAGCUGGGUCAUUUGGGCCUCAAAAUGAUGUUUGACCUCAAGUCAUUAGAUUUUUUUAAGGAACCCUUUUUGCAGGAAUAGAAAGAUGAAAGAGAACAGAUACAGAAAACCUUGAUAUGCAGGAAAAUUCAGUCCUCCAUAAGAGAAAGAAACAUCUCAUUAACCUAUUAUAACAUUGGGCUAUGGCACUAUCCCUCUUAAUUUAAUAUUGUUUCUCCACAAUAUCAAAUCAGUAGGUGAAAGGCAAAUGCAAAAACAUGAACAUUUACUUAAAUUAUGACUUACUAGCAAAAAAAAUGGAAAGAGAUAUUCUGAAGCUCAUUAUUCUUAGACUUUUAGGUACAUAUGUGUUGACCUCACUGGAUAGCAUGGAAAAAGGUCUUACCGUCAAGAAUAAAAUAGGGAUCCAGAGAACCACUCACUCACUGUGGAGGAAGCCCCAGGCCUGCUUCCACAUAGAGAAGAUAUGAGACAUCACUGUAGCUUUAUUUUUGCUACCAACUAAAUAAAAUUAAAACAAGAUCUAUUAUCUCUCCUAAAGAGUCAAGAAAUUUUUGAACUAAAUGUACCCUCUGAUAACUUUUGGGGUAAAGCUCAUUUCUCUUAUCCCUAGGAUGCAUAGAGAUUGAGCCUACAAAGAGUACUUAUUGUCCUUAACCUGUAACCACAGCAUUCCCUUUCUUUGGAGGAACAUUGAAGCAAUUCUGGAGUGUUUGUAUGUGAAGGAAUUUCUGUGUGUCAGAUUCCUAUGGGCAUUAAACUCUGAUAUCCACAAUGAGCGGCCUUCCAACUGAUUUUAAAUUGGGUAGACAACAUAUUGCUUACAGAGUCCUUGAGCAACAGAGAGUCCAGAUUUCAUGCAAAUUAGACAAGAGGGACUGGGAUUCAGAAACAGCCACAGUGGUAUUUCUCUGCCUUCUCAGUUCAUGGUGACUUAGGUGGAAACAACUCUACGAUGAGACUAGAAAGGCCAGUCUCCAUAAGAUGUCUUUAUAAAGUCACAUUUCCAAUAAAAAAUAGAAAAAACAUCUAAAAUAAGCCCAUCUCACAUGCAGCAAUAACCUCUAAGUGAAACUCUUUCUCCCUAAUGACCUUAAAUAGUAAUAGAAUCACACAGGACCUGGCUUUUGAAGCUAGGCUCAGCUACUAAGCUCAUUUUGGGAAGUGAACCAACCCAAAGACUCUAGUCCACCUCCUGACUGGGCUCCUCGCAAAGUAUUCUGUUCCAUCUGAAGUGCUGUUUACUAUCAGAACAUAAAACCUGUUGUUUAUACCAACACUUUUUCUAGUGUUUCCUAUGCUUUUAUGAUACCAACUCUGUUCAUACCUUUAAAUUAUAUGAAAUCAUAUUUUGGCAUAUGGGGCUGGAGAGCAAAUUCUUUACAAACUUUUAAAGAAUUUCAUUUGUACAACAGAAAACAUUUUGGAUGUUGUUAUAUAUGAGUAUAUAAAGUUUCCUUGUUUUGCAUUAAAAAUAAAGUUUUAUUCAGUCAAUGAGA